AUUCACAUCGUGAACGUGACUUUUCUAUAGCUAGUGGUCAACUCGACACGUGGCAUCAUCUCAACGGUCUCCUUGAUUCUCUCGUCAUAGAAACGAUGCACUGAAUCAAUCUCCAUAACUUCAGGGCAUUGCCCUUCUAUAUAAACAUCACAUGUCCCUGUGUCUUAAAAUACCUCUUAUCAAACACCAAACCACACCAGAACAGAACUCAGCCAUGGCUUCUUCUUCUUCUUCUCUUCUAAUCCUAGCCGUUGCUUGUUUCGUCUCGCUAAUCUCACCGGCGAUUUCACAACAGGCUUGCAAAUCACAGAACUUGAACUCCGCCGGUCCGUUCGAUAGUUGCGAAGACCUUCCGGUACUCAAUUCCUACCUCCAUUACACCUACAAUUCCUCAAAUUCAUCUCUCUCCGUCGCUUUCGUCGCCACUCCAUCUCAAGCCAACGGUGGCUGGGUCGCUUGGGCUAUUAACCCUACGGGGACUAAGAUGGCUGGUUCUCAAGCCUUCCUCGCUUACAGAUCCGGCGGUGGUGCGGCUCCGGUCGUGAAGACGUACAACAUUAGCAGCUACAGCAGUCUCGUCGAAGGUAAACUUGCUUUUGAUUUUUGGAAUCUACGCGCCGAGUCGUUAAGCGGCGGUAGGAUCGCCAUUUUCACGACGGUUAAGGUUCCGGCGGGAGCUGAUAGUGUGAAUCAGGUAUGGCAGAUCGGCGGCAAUGUUACCAACGGUCGUCCCGGUGUACAUCCUUUCGGUCCUGAUAAUUUGGGCUCCCACCGUGUGUUGAGUUUCACAGAAGAUGCAGCACCGGGCUCUGCUCCUUCGCCGGGAUCUGCUCCGGCGCCGGGCACCAGUGGCUCGACUACCCCAGGAACAGCGGCGGGAGGUCCAGGGAACGCGGGGUCAUUGACGAGGAACGUAAAUUUUGGGGUCAAUUUGGGAAUUUUGGUUUUGUUGGGUUCUAUUUUUAUUUUCUGAAUGGGGAUCUCUCUCUAGUCUCUCUUCUCUUCUUGAGUCUCUCUCUAUUUUUUUUUUUUUUUGGUUUGUUCGAACAAUAAUGGUGCCCCAUACUUUUGUACUGUUUUAGUCUUAGGGCCAUUUACUUUGUUUCACCACAUUACUUAGAGUUAUUGGAUUGUAUGGACCAUUACUAUCAUGAGAUUGAGAUCAUCUUAUCUUCUUAAAAUAUCUAUUUGCCAUC
Molecule: messenger RNA, 1196 nt
Organism: Arabidopsis thaliana (thale cress)
Lineage: Eukaryota; Viridiplantae; Streptophyta; Magnoliopsida; Brassicales; Brassicaceae
Gene: AIR12
Product: auxin-induced in root cultures-like protein
Exons: 1
Coding region: 152-973 (273 amino acids)
Cellular component (GO): plasma membrane
Source: RefSeq, marked reviewed